Molecule: messenger RNA, 681 nt
Organism: Cercopithifilaria johnstoni
Lineage: Eukaryota; Metazoa; Nematoda; Chromadorea; Rhabditida; Onchocercidae
Source: the annotation of a GenBank genome assembly
AUGGCGAUUAGCGAUUCACCUGAACGACGAAUGACACUUUCACAAAUCUAUCACUAUAUUGACGCUCGUUUUCCAUACUACCGUAACUGUGAUCCGAAAAGACGUCAAGGAUGGCAGAAUAGCAUCAGGCAUAACUUAUCCCUAAACGACUGUUUUAUCAAAAAGGCACGCGAUGGUAUUGGACCGGCUAAUGACCGUAAGGGAAACUUCUGGACGUUAUCACCAGACAGUGUUAAUAUGUUUGACAAUGGGAAUUUCAAGAGGAGGCGACGAAUGCGACGCACGACAAGAUGCACUGACGCAGAAGACAAAACGUUGAAUUUACAACCUUGGUUCUUGCAAUAUAUGCAGCGACAGGCACAACAACAGCUUUUGGUUCACCCUCCAACAAUGUUCCAUUUACCAGACAACUAUGGACCAACAGGUAACAUUUGUUGGGCUGCUCCACCAGCGCAAAUCAUGGAACAGAAGGCUAUAUUACAUAGUAGUCCACCUGUAAUGCCUGCAACUAUUCAUCCGCCAGCAACAGCAAUUAUUUAUCGAAAUCCUGAUGAACUUCCAGAAGCUUGGACAAAUACAGUUAUUCAACAGCAACAGCAAGAGCAGUUACUUCCACCCAUGCAAACAUUAGAACAUCCACCCCGUAUCACCUAUGAAAAACUAGACGAAUAUCCAUCUUAA